This is a messenger RNA of Mesorhabditis spiculigera, 1385 nucleotides long. The record is from the annotation of a GenBank genome assembly. NCBI's taxonomy places the organism in Eukaryota, Metazoa, Nematoda, Chromadorea, Rhabditida, Rhabditidae.
AUGGAGGGUGAAGUCAACGGGCAAACCGGAAUCUUCCCGGCCAACUAUGUGCAGAUCGUUGUCGAUUUCCCAUCAGCUCCACUGAAUGGCACCCCGAACGGAGGAUCGAAAGAUGAUGAUGGCAUCGGAGUGGCCACCGUGAAGCACGCAUUCGAGGGUCGCGAAGCUGAUGAGCUAACCGUCCAAGCGGGGGACAGUGUCCGUGUGUUGCGAAUGGUCGACAACGAAUGGGCGCAAUGCCGAGAGCCGCUUUCCGACACGGUUGGCAUCAUUCCGAUCGCCUUCCUCGAAAUGUACCUUGAUGAUGACGUGGAGGAGAUGGCGGAGAACGUGCAGGACACCAUGAGCUCGACCAAUGCGUGGAAUAGCUCGUCGCUGAGCGGCUCCAGCGCCCCACCGGCAUUUUCCGGAAGUUUCGAUCGGCCGCUUGGCUCACAAAUUUCUAAUGAUUUUGGCCUCAACCACACUGGCGGUUCAUCGAGCUGGGCCAGAUUCGACGACUGGGACAUGGCCAAAGAACCGGAUGCCGUCACACAGACCAGCAAGCUGUCGGAGAAGUACAAGCGCGUGUUGAGCAACGGCAUCCCGCAGCUGGUGGAGCUGUCGUUGUUGUUGGCCGAUACGCUGAAGAUGGAUCUUGAGGAGCCUGUCGAACGACAAAAGAUUGGCGAAAUCUUCAUGAACAUGCAAAAAAUGUUCACCCAUGCCUACGGCUUCUUCUUCCGCAACAUUGAGUACAUCCACGCCGUCGUCGAGAAUAAAUCCGACAAAAAGUUGCAAGCUGCGAUGACGGAGGUGUUGGGCUGGAUGCGGACAUACGGCAGUUUUUGUUUCGACGUCCCGACGGCUGUCAGCCGGCCCGUCCAUCGAGCCUUGAAGUAUCCGCUUUUCCUAUCGGAGAUCAUCAAGUAUACGAGCACGACACAUCCCGAUCACCCCAAGUUGCUGGAGGCGUUCAAACAGAUGAGCAACCUCGGGCAGAAGAUGAACGAGAGCAAGCGGCGCAAAGAAUUGACGCGCAAGUACAGCGAAGAGCAGAGCGCGACGCUCACCCAAAAGUUGUCGCGCCUGUCGGUGCACUCGGUCGUCAAGAAGAGCAACCGCUUCAAGUAUCGGAUGGGCAGCGCCAUCGGCAUUUUGCAUUUGACGCGUGACCCUGAUUUCGAGCAAAUGGUCUCCGAACUCGACCAAUGCGAACGUCGACUCGUGCGCUUCAACUACCAACUGGUCAUCUACCAAAAGAAGCUGCAGCACGACAUGAAGCGCCAAAUCGAGGUCCUCAUCGUCGCACCAAAUGCAUCACGGAUGCCGGAGAAGGCGGCUAUGCAACAGCUGAAGCCAUUCUUUGAGAUACUGCAAGAAUUUGUCAAGGAGACCAACUACAA